Molecule: messenger RNA, 2979 nt
Organism: Anarrhichthys ocellatus (wolf-eel)
Lineage: Eukaryota; Metazoa; Chordata; Actinopteri; Perciformes; Anarhichadidae
Product: aldo-keto reductase family 1 member D1-like
Exons: 9
Coding region: 557-1537 (326 amino acids)
Biological process (GO): bile acid biosynthetic process
Molecular function (GO): Delta4-3-oxosteroid 5beta-reductase activity
Source: RefSeq, a predicted model, not a curated record
UGCAUUAACCUUUCCAUUCAUUUAGGGCCGUUAAUUAAUAGUGUCAUCAUUUUCUUUUUAAAAUUUGGAUUUUUUUAUCAGGCUAUAUGCCUGAACUUGGGUCAUCUAUUUUACUGCAAAAACAUCAACUUACAUUCCAUUUAUUACAUAUUGACACUGUAUUGGCACAAAUCAACACACGACACUUCCAUUGAUUGUUUUUGUGUGUGUAAUGCCAUAAUGCCUUACUAUCACAUCCAUUGUGACCAUCACUCAGUUUGUUAUAAUAACUGAUUGAUCUAUUACUCAUAAAACUAUUAAAUGAAAUUAUUUUGGUACUUCUUCAAAUUAUGUAUAUUUAAACUGCUAUAAUAACAACAAUAACAGCAAUAGUAACACUAAGAGUAAUAUAAUAUCCAGAUAAGACUUUGAGAAGGGGAUAAACAGACCACAAUAAACGCCAUGACUUCCUUUAGGUUGACAAUGCGCUCUAACUUCAGUGAAACGUCAGGGUUCAAGGUUCACUGAUAGAUUACCUAGUAGGCAGGCGACAGGCCACUUCAUAUCCACUUUUUCAAUGAAUCUGACAGCAGACAGCCACAGUAUCCCUCUCAGUGACGGGAACCACAUUCCACUGCUGGGAUUGGGCACCUAUGGGGACCCUCAAACGACACCCAAAGGCACAGCACUGGAGUGUGUCAAGCAUGCCAUAGAUGUGGGUUACAGGCACUUUGAUGGGGCACUGGUGUAUUUCAACGAGCACGAAGUGGGUCGAGCCAUUAGAGAGAAGAUUGCUGAUGGAACCGUUCGAAGAGAGGACAUCUUUUACUGCGGAAAGCUCUGGAAUACCUUUCAUCCCCCAGAGUUGGUGCGGCCGGCCUUGGAGAGGACACUGAAAUCCUUAAAACUGGACUACGUGGAUCUCUACAUCGUCGAGCUUCCCAUGGCCUUCAAGCCUGGAAAUGAGUUCUAUCCAAAAGACCAGGAUGGAAAGUACAUCUACCACCACACAGACCUCUGUGCAACAUGGGAGGCUUUGGAGGCUUGCAAAGACGCAGGGCUGGUUAAAUCUCUGGGAGUCUCCAACUUCAAUCGCAGACAGCUGGAGCUGCUGCUGAGCAAACCCGGCCUCAAACACAAACCUGUGUCCAACCAGGUUGAGUGCCAUCCAUAUUUCACACAACCCAAGCUUCUGGAGUACUGUCGUCACAAUGACAUUGUGAUUGUUGGCUACUGCCCAAUUGGCUCCUCCAGAGACGCAUCCUGGGUGAAUGUGAAAUGUCCUCCCCUGCUGGAGGACGAGCUGAUUGUAUCUAUUGGUAAAAAGUACAACAAGAGUACUGCCCAGGUGGCUCUGCGCUUCAAUGUCCAGAGAGGAGUCGCCGUGAUCCCCAAGAGCUUCAGCCCCGAGAGGAUCAAACACAACUUCCAGAUAUUUGAUUUUUCACUCACCGGGGAAGAAAUGAAAGCCAUUGAGGCACUGAACAAAAACAUUCGCUUUGUGGAGCUGCUGAUGUGGAGUGACCAUCCAGAGUACCCAUUUCAUGAUGAAUAUUAAUGUUUCCACUGACUUUUUUCAUCAUCAUUAUUUCAUCAAUGAAGUUUACACUGGUACAUUUUCAGAGUCAACACUAGAGGGCUCUAGCUCACAGUAAGUGAAAAGCACAAAGACACGGCUGGUUUUAAGGAGAGCACACAGCUCAGAUGUAUGAUGACAAAUGUGUUCAGUUGUUGCAUGUGAGUUUCAUGUGAGACUCGCAGAAGGCUCGUGUAAUAUUCAAAGAGAGUUCAGAACAACUGUUUUGAAAUUAAUUGAUGCCACUGUUGCUAUAAAUGUAGAGAAAAACAAAAAAUAAUGAAAUUACUGAGACAUAAGAUGGAAACAGUGUGUUUAUUUCAUGGUUAAGAGUGUUCAUGUUGCCCUCCAGUGGCCAUGGUGAGGAACUGCAACACACUCAAUUAAUAAAGACAGCGUCAAUAGAUAGAUAUUUCAACCGUUUCAUGUCAACGCUGUUAUUUUAUUGAAAAAAGUAAAGCAAAAUACAAUGAGAGUUGAACCGUCUGUGUUUAUAGUUAAUUAAAUUUGCUUUUUCUGGUUGUGCAUGAUUGAAAUUCAGGUUUGCCAGCCAAAUAUCUGACCACAUUCACCUUUAUAAACAUGACAUGGACGAGAAAACAGCUGAAAACUAUCCGGUCAGGCUUUGGUUAACUCUGAGCUCUCUCAGUCUGGUUUGUUCAGAGAGGGUAUAUGAGUUUGAUCACACUGUGUAAUCUUUGUGUACACACCUCUUACCUACUUUAACCGUCAUGGCCAGUUUUCUCCUCGGCUGCCUGUCAAAGAAAAAUGUACAACCAGAAAAUGAAAGCCGUCCGCAGCAUUUUACAAAUGUGGGUUUUUGUUAUUAGUGGCUUAAUGUCUGUUCAGAUCUCUUCAAAAGCAUCCAUAUUACAAGUCUCCUAUGAGCAGUGAUUUAGGAAACGUUUUAAGGAUACCCCUUACUGCACAAGGCCCCCCUUGAAAAAGGCUUAAGUAAAUAUUUGUAUGUGCACAGUUGAUCAUUUGAUUUCACAGAAACCGAAAAGUGGGGGAAAUUAUUAAUCUGGUCAUCCAUCCAUCGGGCAUGCAUCCAAAUGCUGUUUAGAUUAGACUCACAGUGUGUGACAUUUAGGGGGAUUAUUUGGCAGCAAUGGGAUAUAAUAUUCAUAACUAUGUUUUAAUCAGUGUAUAAUCACCUGAAACUGGGAAUCUCAGUGUUUUCGUUAGCUUAGAAAAAGCCAUUUAUAUCUUCAUAGAUACAGGCUUCCACAGAGUCCGCCAUCUUGCACCGCCAUGUUUCUACAGCAGCCCAGAUUGGAAACUGGCUCUAGCGACAGCCUUUAUGUUAAACGGGCCCUGGUGCUAAAUUACCGGAGUAUUGAUAAGCCCUGAUGUUUUAUUAGUACUUUUUAAUGUUUUGAAGUCAUUUAUUUUCACGGCGCAGCACGUAUUUGCUCUGCUCU